AUUGGUCCCCACCAUGGUCGCGUCGUCCCCACUUUCCGCUUGCACGUAAAGUUACGAGAUCCCUGCGUAAAACUCAGGUUUCAGAUUUGCGGGCCAUGCCAAGAGCUUCCCAUUGACACCGCAGUGGCGUUUUCAGUUGCGCGCAUGCGUGCCGUACAAUCGCAUAAAAUAAAAUGUACAGUACAGUAGUGAGGAAAAGAAAUGGUGUACGCGCAGCGUCUCCUCGUAUCGUAUGCCGUUUCGCCUUGCAGUGAAUCUAAAUAAGAGUAAUUAAACGCGAUAAACAUUGCCGCUUACGGUUCGAAUUAGCAAUCGGUGCGGAACAAGCAGGAAGACAGGCGCUGGCAGUUCGCGAAUCUCGGUCACAAGUGCAUCCGGGUUAACGAUACUCUCUAAACAAAAAAAUCGAAAUUGUUUACUCCUGUCGAUUACUUUCAAGCCUCAAGCAUGACAGAGGAGCACCGGUUGCCGUCGGAUUCUGACGAGGACGAUGAGGACUAUGUGCCUGAGGCAGUGGACAGUGUUUCAGAGGCAGAAUCCGAAGGUGAGGCCGAGAGCGAUCCCGAGGCGGGGAAUGCGGACGUCGGAAACAAAAACAAAUGUCGGUCAAAGCAUAAACGGAAGACUAAAAGGAGAAGAGUCGAGAUAAAAUCAGCAGAUGAUGAUGUUAGGAAAGAGGAAGACAAGAAGCUUACAGAGGAGGAAGAGAAGAAAAGGGCUGAUUCCCUCUGGGCAGACUUCAUGAAGGAUACAGGUAAAGACUUAAAAACCAGCAUAGAUUCAAUAGAAUUUAUGUUAAAUUUCUUCUAUAUUAAAGGUACAGCAGCCGGGGCCAGUCUGCAGGCUCCUACCAAGCAAAUGAAUGAUUCCAAACCAGAGGAGAAGGUGAAAAUCACCAAAGUGUUUGAGUUUGCCGGUGAGGAAGUGAAAGUCGAGAAGGAAGUAUCAAUAAACUCAAUGGAGGCAAUGAGAUCGCCGCGGCUGGAAAAAGUAGAAAGCCUAGGGCAGUCGACGAGAGGCAGAGGCGUGAAACGCGGCGGGAUCUCGUCUAUACUUGGACAGCUUGGUAAACGAGCGAAGAUCAGCACUCUGGAGAAGUCAAAACUGGACUGGGACAAUUACAAGAAGCAGGAGAACCUCGAAGAGGAGAUCAGCACUCAUAAUAAGGGGAAAGGUGGUUACUUGGAGCGUCAGGACUUUCUGCAGAGGGCAGAUCUUCGCCAGUUCGAAAUCGAGAAACAAAUGCGCACCGCCAGCAGGCGUAGCAAUCGGUGAAUCGGCGAGGAAGCGAGAGAGAAAAAAAGAGACUACGAUCAUUCCAAUCGACGAUAUAGACUUUGACGCUUGUAGGACAUUAUAUUUUCGUUUCACUGCCUCCGAUCUUCGUUUCGUUAAUAAAGUAUUUUGUAAGGGAACCUGAUUGUAAAAUAGAACACGAGUUUUAUUAGAAUUUAAGGCAGCAGCACGCUCUCUCUCUCUCUCUCUCUCUGUUUGUGUUUCAACCGUGGAAUUUCACUCGCCGUCCCUGGAAUUAUUUACAAACAAUAGGUAACUUCGUUAAUUACUCGUACAUUUUACGUUUCAUUUUACCGAAUUAUUUCUAAGAGAGAUUUUGGAGCAACAUCUUCGAACGGGACACGUCCUACAGGGUCUCCUUUCAGAGUCGUUAUUCCUUUUACCGCAUCCUGGCCUGUAAAACGACAAUUAAAUAGAAUUCGUUUAAUCGCUGGAUCAUUUAUUAUUGAUUGUAUUAGCUUUUGGCAUCUGGUAAAAGGAUUCUUGAGGCCGUGGAUCUUUUUACGCAGAUUGGACAGUCCCCUAGCGAAUAUGUUCCUCCUACAAAUCGUGGGAAUGUCUGUUUUAAUCGUUGAGAUUCUAUCUUUGAAGAGCAUCAUUUUUAUACUGACUUCGAUCUUGCCGGCUUGCAACGGCAGACGCGAACCUCACUUCCCCUUUUCUUUUUCUUUGACAAACAGAAAAUUAAGAUUGAGUCGAUACAUACCAAGUGUCAAUAGUCAUUCCUCUAGCUUCAACAAUUUUUUCUCAAAAACUAUGGAGGCUAUGUAUAUGAUUCCUGAAUAUGUUCCAGAUGUAGCAUUCCUCUAGUUUUAUGAAUUUCAGCUUCCUAUCAUAAAUACCUCCGAUUUUAUAACUAUCCAUAUAUAACAUGAUUUUGAUAUUGUCAUUUCUUAAGAUUUCAAGGUUUAUGAAUUUUUUUUUCAAAAACCAUCGAGGCUAUUUAAAUAAUUACUGGACAUAUUCCAGAUAUAGUAUUCUUAUAGCUUCAGGAAUUUUCACAACCUCCUAUCUUCGAUACUUUUCUCUCUACAUUUAUUUAUACGAAAUGCAAUUUUAAUAUUGUGACUCAAUAAGGUCGCAAACUUUGCGUGUUUUUCUCUCAGAAACUAUUGAAGCUAUUUAAGUGAUUCUAAGAUGUCUCCUAGAUAUAUACCAAUCCUCUAGCUUAAUCAAUUCGUUCACCUCCCUUAGAUAUCAGACGAAUUACUUUAUUUUUCGCGCAACAGCACUCGUCGUAUUUAGCGAGGAUGGUGCAUUUGGAAGGGCACUUGCAGCGUUUCUUCACGGUCAAUGUGGAGCUCCCCUUCCGCACACAGACGCAGAGCCCGCUACUCGCCUGAGUCUUCUUCUUUUUCUUCGUGCAACGAGUCCUGCAAGGGGACCCGAAACGCGACGACCGACAGGGCGAUUGUACGCACCGGGAACGUUUCCUAGGCUUCCUACGGGUUUCGCACGCCUCCCCGCAGUGGCAGGACCUCUUCCUUGAUCCCCGACACGGGGAUUUCGAUCUAAAACAUUUAUGCUCAGAAUUCUCACUAUGAUACUGUUUUUAUAAGUGGACAAUGCUUGAUUCAAAUUUCAUUUUACAACCCUUGGGUGUAGCAAAGUUUCAAAGAGGAACUUGGUUAGAGAGUUCAAGCUUUAAUUUCAGUAGUGAACAAACUGAAUCGGACCAUCAUUAACGAAGUUAUUAACGAUCGCAGUCGAACAAUUUUUCUGAUCUGACCUAUCAAGCUUUAAUUUCAAAACACAUUUAUUUUGUCUCUAGAGUUCUAACUAGUAGCGAUAUCUCACUGCGAUACUAUUUUUCUAAGUAGACUAGGUUUAAUUCAAAUUUGAUGUUCAACCCUUAGGAGUCGGUUCGAAGAAGGAAUCGGGGAAAGUAGAGAGUCCAAGUUUUUAUUAACGAUUGAAGUCGAGCAAUGGUUCUGUAUCAAGCUUUGAUUUCAUUUACCGUAGUCUCGGGGUCGACGUCGCGCAGUCCACAGUCGCCUGACACUUCUUGCUAAGCUCUGCGAUGUACCCUGGCCUUCUUCUCGGUAGACUUGCUUUUCGUCCUCCUCUUCGUACCCUUCGACGUGCUCGCUGAACACGGUCUAAGAGAAACAUCAUUCCCAAGAAGGAGAGACAUGCAUCUCGGUUUCAGAGAACGCCGGGCAAUUAGUCAACUCGUUUGUACGAUGUUAAACGGGAAAAAUGUAUGCGACCGUGUUCCGCGGUUGUAGCGCCCCGGGUGGGAAGCGUCCUCCUGUUACAGUGCCCGAUCCUCCUGUCAACGAAACGAUUUCUCAUUCGUUACGAGAGCUCUCGCCGUGAAUAAGUACUUCAAAUUAAAAAAAAAAACAUGGAAGUUGCGAUGCAUUGGAAAGCGGAUGGAUUGGAUAUCCGAUUUUCGGAGACAGUGCCAGGGAAGAUGAGAGGAUAUCCAGGAAGGAGAACGCGUGUAUAGGAGCGUGUAAAUACUUGGACGGACGUUGUACGUGUGUACACAUUUCGGAGAUUUAAUAGCCGACGGAGAGGAUUAUUCGUGGACACGUGGCACGUGAGGGCGGCGGAGGAAGAAGAAAGGAUGGACCAGGUGGCUGCAGAUGACGCGGAAACGGAGGAACCAUUCGAUGAGGGAAACCGUAGGAAACGGGGAGAAAGAGAAAGAGAGAUGCUUAUUUGUGUUCUUCUUUUACUUGGAAUCAAGCUCCGCCCUAGUUCGAUAGAAAUCGUCGAAAAACAAAAUCGACGAGCUUCUCAACAAUUAAAAACAAUUCCAAACUCUGUU
Ceratina calcarata is the source of this 4072-nucleotide messenger RNA. RefSeq names its product yeti (gene Yeti). Gene Ontology annotation, cellular component: Swr1 complex. The transcript has 4 exons. The coding region runs from base 448 to 1275 and encodes 275 amino acids. NCBI's taxonomy places the organism in Eukaryota, Metazoa, Arthropoda, Insecta, Hymenoptera, Apidae. The record is from RefSeq and is a predicted model, not a curated record.